Molecule: messenger RNA, 2686 nt
Organism: Pyrus x bretschneideri (Chinese white pear)
Lineage: Eukaryota; Viridiplantae; Streptophyta; Magnoliopsida; Rosales; Rosaceae
Exons: 12
Coding region: 352-2229 (625 amino acids)
Biological process (GO): regulation of DNA-templated transcription
Cellular component (GO): nucleus
Source: RefSeq, a predicted model, not a curated record
ACAUUUUAGGCUUUUAUGGUAAGAAAUCCGAGACGUAGAAAUUAAAUAGGCGAUAAGGUUAAGACUCCUGAUAUUUCACAGCCAGAACAGGAAAGAAACAUAUUCCCUUUUAUUUUCACGGUCCUCGUAAAUCCCAAAUCUCAAAUCGGACCCCAAAAUUUGAUUGGCGACAAAUUUCUCCCGCCAAGUGUCGAAGGCGGAUGAAGAUUUCGACACUAUAAAUAGCGAUCCUGCUCUCCGGUAUGCUGCAUAAGCGGCAGAGCUGAAAUCUUCCGGUGUCUGAGUUUGAGGAUAGAUUUGAGGCUUCGAGCGAGUGAUUGCUUACUUUUGAAUCCAUUUUUUGGGAGAGAAAUGGCAAUAGAUUCGAGCUCUGCUGUUGAGAGGAUGGAAGUGGAGGUCAACUAUCUUGCGGAGAGCAACGUGUUUGUGCAGGACCAUGACGGUCCGGCCGUCGGAGGCCAGAUCGCCGGUUCUAAGAACGGAACCUGUCACCAGUGCCGUCAGAGGAAGACGGAAUUCGCGGCGUCGUGUACAAACGUCAAAGCGAAAGGCCCUUGCACGGUGAAGCUAUGCCAUAGUUGUCUGAAGAACAGGUAUACAUUGACGGCUGAGCAAGUGGCAGAGAAAUGUCCGAAAUGUCGAGGCGAAUGUAAUUGUAGUAUAUGCCAUAAGAAAGCCGGUUUAAUGCCCACUGGUAUUCGCACACACGAAGCCAAGAGGAAAGGGUAUCAAUCUGUUGCUGAUAUGUUGAUUGUGGAGAAGCCGCAAAAGAAGGAGAAUGGCUACAGCAAGGGUGGUAACGGGCAGGAGUGUAUGGCUCCAGACAAGGCAACGGGUGUUGAUUCACCUAGCAAACGAGGGAAGGAGGACGCCCUUGAUCAGAGCGAAGAUGUGAACUCGGAUGCAGCAAAAGAGGACGAGUUUAUAGAAACUUGUGAUGACAGCAGAGAUGGUGGUGCUGCUGUGAAUGACAAUGAUGCGAAGGCCAAGGGCAAGGCUGCAAGAGGGCAUCACAGGGUCAAGGAACGUUGCAUGGAGAGCAGAGUGGUUGUUCCCGAGGUUCCCCUACCUCAGGGCACCCCAUUGACAACUGUAGCAGGUGUCGACUUAGCUGCAGAGGAUGUGGGAAAUGCUCUCCAAUUCUUGAAAUUUUGUGAAACUUUUAGAGAGUUUUUUAAGAUUCAAAAGUCCCAAGCUGAGUCUGUUCUUCGGGAACUAUCGCGUGGAGGAAGUGGGCGAAGUGGACGGCCUGGACAGUACUCCUCCAUAGUUCGAUUUCAUAGCUAUAUGCUCUUCUUCAUACAGAAGGGUUUAUUACAGGAGUCUCUUGAGCAAGCAAGCAACAGCUCCUCAUGGUUCCAAGAUUUGGCGAACCUGGUGUCUGCAUCCGGGGUCUCUAAGGUUGACCCUGUGAUGAAGGAGCUGCCGACAGAGUGUUUUAUUGAAGGCGGUGAGGGAUACGAUGCCUUAAACUUCUCCCAAAAGCUUAGGCUUCUGAUUUUCCUUUGUGAUGAGGCUCUUAACACAAAGACGCUGAGGGGAUGGAUUGAGGAGCAAAAUGAAAGAUCUGUCCAACAUAAAAGGGACACGAAAGCAAAAGUUGGUCUAGCAAAGGAUAAGGAGAGAGAUCUCCAAGCAAAGUUGCAAGAGCAGAUGGCUAAGAGGACCACUGCAGAGAAUAGCGAUGCUGUCCCGAUUUCAGAGUCGAGCAUCCUGAUUUCAGAGUCGGACUCCAUUGCUUCAGUACUCAGAAGUGAGUUAGCUCAAGCUCACAUGGAGGUGGUCGAAGCAAUGGCCAUGGUACCCGAAAGCAUUGAAAUAUGUGAGGCUGUUAGAAUAGAGCCCUACAUUGUGGAUGCUGAUGGCCAUGCCUUCUGGAAACUGAGAGGCCAUUUAGAUGAAGAUAUAUUGCUUCAAGAUCUGGGAUCCUGGGAUGGAACUCCAUCUGGUGAACAAUGGUUCGUCUGCGGUGCUGAAAUGAAAGAGCCAAUUGACAAAUACCGCUCUUCUCUGGCUCUAAAGGAAAAACAGGCCAAGAGGGAGCAGAGGCGUUACAGAAUUUCUUCAAGCAAUGAUGAAAAAUUGCAGCUUUCCCAAACUUCUUCGGAAAGCAAUGAAGAAAACGCGCAGGGUUCCCAGACUCCUGAUAGCAAUGGCGAAAGCGUGCAGGCAUCCCGAGCUUCAGAAUGCAAUGAAGAGAACAUGGAGCUCGGUCCUCCGGCGAAUUAAAUUUUUUAGCCUAGAAGACAUGAAAGCCAUUUUUCUCGUAAUACAUAGGAGGGGGUAUACAUGCACAAGAAAAUAUGGAUACAUACAACUACACAAGUUACAUGUGUCCGGCUGCCAUAUUUCUGUAUUAACUCCUACAUAGGAAAGUCGAUCAUAAUUAUUGAAUGAGGAUCCUCUCCGGAUCUUUUUUGUGAGAAUUUUGGAAAUUCUCAAAUCGUAUCUGUUCAUCGUACAUCGUGUGGUCAUAAAUAAUUUUAAAAACUUUUAUUUAAAAUUAAAUAUAAAUAGUAUCUGACGAAAACUGACCGUACGAUGUACAAUGAACGGACACAAUUUAAGGAUCUCCAGAUCUUAUAAAGAAAAUCCGAAGAGGAUCCUCCUGAAUAAUUAUGUUGGAACGGGGAAUGUAAAUUUUAAGAUGAGUUAUGUCAUAGUUAUUUCUUAACAUCUUUUGGAA